GGGGGGCGGUGUCGCUAUCAGCCCGGUGCGCGCGGCGGAGCCGGGGACCAUGGAGCCAGAGCCGCAGCCCCGGGCCGGCGCGCCCCCUGCGGCGCUGUCCGAGCCCCGCGAGCAGGCGCGGAAGCUGGAGCAGGAGAAGCUGUCGGGGGUGGUGAAGAGCGUGCACCGGCGGCUGCGCAGGAAGUACCGGGAAGUGGGAGACUUUGAAAAGAUCUGGCGAGAACACUGUGAGGAUGAAGAAACGCUCUGUGAAUAUGCUGUAGCAAUGAAAAACCUUGCAGAUAAACACUGGGCAAAAACUUAUGAAGGGGAAGGCCGAAUUGAAUGGUGUUGCAGCGUGUGCAGAGAAUAUUUUCAAAAUGGUGGAAAAAAGAAGGCACUUGAAAAAGAUGAGAAAAGAGCACUUCUUGCCUCUAAGACCCCAGCAGCCUUUAACGUUCACCAGACUCCUAAAACUGAAGAUCCGUUGCCCAACUUCAGCUUCACAAAUCAUGAAGCCAUAACAGAAGAAUUGCUCUACCCCUCAGGAAAGAUCAGAUUGCUUGAUGUUGGCAGCUGCUUUAAUCCAUUUCUAAAGUUUGAAGAAUUUUUGACUGUUGGUAUAGACAUUGUCCCAGCUGUUGAGAGUGUAUACAAAUGUGACUUCCUAAAUCUUCAGAUUCAGCAACCUCUCCAGUUGGCACAAGAUGCUAUAGAUGCCUUUCUUAAACAGCUGAAAAAUCCUAUUGAUUCUCUACCUGGAGAACUCUUCCAUGUGGUGGUUUUCUCACUUCUCCUUUCAUACUUUCCAUCACCUUAUCAACGAUGGAUAUGCUGCAAGAAGGCCCAUGAACUUCUGGUGCUGAAUGGCUUGUUGCUUAUUAUCACUCCUGACUCCUCCCACCAGAAUCGCCAUGCUAUGAUGAUGAAAAGCUGGAAAAUUGCCAUAGAAUCACUGGGUUUUAAACGUCUCAAGUAUUCAAAGUUUUCUCAUAUGCACCUAAUGGCAUUUAGGAAAACUUCCCUGCAAACAACAAGUGACUUAGUUAGCAGGAACUAUCCAGGGAUGCUGUAUAUUCCACAGGAUUUCAACAGUGUAGAGGAGGAAGAAUAUUCUAACACUUCCUGUUAUGUCCGAUCAGACACAGAAGAUGAACAAAUAGCUUACGGUUUCAUGGAGCUUCCUGAAGCCCCUUAUGACUCAGACUCUGGAGAAAGCCAGGCUAGUUCUAUCCCUUUCUAUGAGCUAGAAGAUCCUAUAUUACUUCUAAGUUAAUAUAACAUUUGAAAUGCCCUUUAAGUCAAAACUUUAUCAUUUAACUAAUUUCGCUAUACUAACAUGGGCUCAGUACAUAAAAAUGGUUUGCAUAGAUAAAAUGCAACGGUUUACAGAGUUUGCUAUUUUUUUCUAUCUUGAAUUUUAAAAUUUAUUCUUGUAUAAAGGUGAAGAAUACAAGUUUUAUGCAAAUGACUUGUCAUAGCAUAAAUUCUUGUUACGUUCUUUAGGAUUUGUAUCACUAAAUUUUUCCAGAAAGGUACCAUUCUUUUCUUCAGUGCUGUGAAGUGUGUGAAUUCUAUUUAAUUUGCUAAAUGUCUUGUUUUGCUAUUUUAAAUGCUUAUUACAGUUGAAGCUUAAGACACUGGAGUUGGUGGACUCAGUGUAUGUAGGAAGGAAAUAAUUUGCACUUUGAUAGUUAAAUGUGCAGAUAGUUCGGAGUAAGAUGUUGGGUUAAAUUUGUCCUUUUUUCUCUUUAACUGAACAAAGCAUUUGCAGAAAGCUGUUUCAUUCCGGUUAAGCUUGGGCUGAAGAAACUAAUACUUAUACAUCUGGCUUUACUUAUGUUGCACUUUCUACAAGUUUGAGGUAAUGGCAAAAUGCAGGGGGACAUUUUCUUCUCAAUAUGCAUUGUAAUGUCUAAUUGCAUAAAGAGAGGUUAGGCAGACAUGCUGACUAGAGACUACCCCAACAAAAAACUAUGGUAGAUCUAGACAAUCUUUUUAUCACUUCAUUUGGAAAGUUUGGGUAAUUUUAUGGUUUUGGUAGCACUAACAUAGCAGUAUUGCCCAUAUUGCAUAUUCCACUCCCCAACCCCCUUGGAAAUCAUCUUUGCAUAAUAUUUUAGAGUAAAAAAUUGAAGGUGAAAAAGAUCAGUUGUAUUAUUUUUUUUAAAUCUUUUACAGAUCUUAUUUGCAGAAUUCCCAAAUUGCAUAGUUAUGACAGCUGGCUGACUUUUAUAAAUGGUGAGGCCUAAUUCUACGGCUACCUAAGGAAAUAUGCACACUUAUUUGAGUAGUCACUUUGACCACUCACUUGAGUUCCGUUAUACAUAGCCUUAAGUGUUUGCAAGAUUGAGGCUUUAUGUAGUAAAUAUAGCAUUUUGUUAAAAAAAUUUAAUUAUAGUCAAAAAGUUGCUUUCAAAUUAAGCAGCUGAGAGAAAAAUCUGCUCUGUAAACAUGCUGAAAUAAACUGUAUAAAUCCAUAAGAAAUCUGUACCUUGCAGACAAAUACUAUUUAGAGGUGGAAACAGAUGCUCGGUUUAUAAGUACUGGGGGGAGGGGUGUUUUGUUUUGUUUUUCCCUUCAGUUUUUUUGUUUUGCUUUUUUAACAUUCUUCCUCUUGGCAAAACUUAGACCUGGAUGCCCAAAGUUUGGGUCUUCAAUAUUUUGGGGUACCUAAAAAAGCGACACAAAUUAGAUGCCAAAAUGUGGAUUUAAUAUCCUAAGAAAGAACACGCAUUGAAAAAUGUGGUCCAGAAGUCCUAGGUAGGAAAGUAUUAGUUUCCUAAUGAUUACAAUAAAAACUUCAUAGGUCAUGUUAUCAAACUGUAGUCUUGUAUUCAUCGGCCACAAAUUAGUGGGUAAACCUUUUCUAAUAUGGAUUCUUCAAGUGGUUCUUUUAAAGACAAUACUUAAGUUUCCACUGGAAUUUCACAAUUUGCUGUAGUUGUUUUUUCUUUUUAAAGACUGUAUAUUCUAGAUAGCUGAUCCUAUUUACACUAAUAUUUUCACAAACUAUAUUAAGUUUGUUUAACAUAAGCUUGUUGUACCUUUUGCACAUCACAUAA
Gavialis gangeticus (Gharial) is the source of this 3044-nucleotide messenger RNA. RefSeq names its product base methyltransferase of 25S rRNA 2 homolog (gene BMT2). The transcript is spliced from 7 exons. NCBI's taxonomy places the organism in Eukaryota, Metazoa, Chordata, Crocodylia, Gavialidae. Gene Ontology annotation, biological process: negative regulation of TORC1 signaling. Bases 50 to 1255 code for a protein of 401 amino acids. The record is from RefSeq and is a predicted model, not a curated record.